Molecule: messenger RNA, 1549 nt
Organism: Xenopus laevis (African clawed frog)
Lineage: Eukaryota; Metazoa; Chordata; Amphibia; Anura; Pipidae
Gene: pbk.L
Product: PDZ binding kinase L homeolog
Molecular function (GO): kinase activity; protein serine/threonine kinase activity; transferase activity
Source: RefSeq, marked provisional
GGCGUUAUCUGCUCUCCUCACCGGCACCGUAUGUAACGUCACUGUCCCCCUCACUGUCCUACUCACUGUCCUUCUGCUGUCUGUCCGCUUGUUGUGAGGUCACUCUGGAGCCCAAAAUGCAGGACACGAAUAGUUUCAGAACUCCCUGCAAGGUGCCCAUGCUGAAGUCUCCUCCCGGGGUUAACACGCCUCCCCCUUUUGUGAUUCCGGCCUCUCCGUUUAUGCAGAAGUUUGGCUACGGCACUGGCGUCAGCGUCUAUCUUAUGAAAAGAUCCCCCAAGGGUCUGUCUCAUUCCCCUUGGGCAGUAAAGAAGAUAAGCAAGCUGUGUGAUGCCUCCAGCCGGAACCUCUAUGAACAUAGACUCAAUGAAGAAGCCAAAGUAUUACGGAACUUGCAGCACCCCAAUAUUGUAGGUUACCGAGCCUUCGCUAAAUCUAAAGAUGGCAGCUUGUGCCUGGCCAUGGAAUAUGGGGGCGAGAAGUCUCUGAAUGAUCUCAUAGAGGAGCGGAAUGAGAAGGAGGAGGGGCCCUUCCCAGCAUCUGUCAUUCUGAAGGUGGCAGAGAACAUGGCAAGAGGCCUGAAGUAUCUGCACAAUGAGAAAAGGAUACUGCACGGGGACAUCAAGUCGUCUAACGUUGUUAUAAAGGGAGACUUUGAAUCCAUCAAGAUCUGUGAUGUUGGGGUGUCUCUGCCUCUGGACGAGAACAUGACUAUGAGCGACCCAAAGGCCUAUUACAUUGGCACCGAGUCAUGGAAGCCAAAGGAAGCCUUGGAUGAAGGCGGAAUCAUAACGGACAAAGCCGACAUCUAUGCAUUCGGCCUCACCCUGUGGGAGAUGAUGGCCCUGUCCAUACCCCAUUUAAAUCUGCCUCCUGAAGAUGAUAAAGACGAUACAUUCGAUGAAGACGACUUUGAUGAAGACGCUUACUAUGAGGCUUUGGGGAGCCGGCCUCCCCUCAAUGUGGAGGAACUUGACGAUUCCUACCAGAAGGUUAUCGAGCUCUUCUACAUGUGCACAAACGAAGACCCAAAGCUUCGACCCUCCGCUGCCAAAAUCAUUGAGGUUUUGGAGGCAGAAGAGAAGAAAAGCUAAACAUUUUGUUCGUUUUGUAAUUCGUUCCGUCUGUAAUUUAGUUGAAACCAGAAUGUUCCAAGACUAAAUGUCCACAUAGAAGUAAAUAACUAGUCGCCCUGAGAUUUGUGUUUUUAUUUAAAAUGUGUCCGUUCAGUUGCAUAUUUACCUGCCAGCACAUGGUAUUGUACACAUGAGCCGUGCUUACUGGAUAUGAUAUAAUCACAUUUCCCUGUGUGAAGGUGGACGUUUGAGACUGAUCUGCACCCCUUAACAGUAUCUCCCAGUAAUUGGCUAAUGCUUGUAGUUUGGGGGUACAAGAGUGGCUUGUGCUGCAUGUGAUAACGUAUGUACAGAUUCCUACAAACGUUCCUUCUCUUUCAUGUCCCUGUUUGUGUUAUAUCUAUGUUUGAUUCCACUUCCUACUUACUAAAAUUGAUUAUAAAAUAAACCUAAGACUUUUAUACAAAGCUAAA